CGCGCUUGCACAGUGGCGGCGACAUGGCACCAGCCGGAGGCCCACGAGUCAAGAAGGGUAUCUUGGAGCGUCUGGACAGCGGGGAGGUUGUGGUUGGGGACGGCGGCUUUCUCUUCACUCUGGAAAAGAGAGGCUUUGUGAAGGCAGGACUUUGGACUCCAGAAGCAGUGGUAGAGUAUCCAAGUGCAGUUCGUCAGCUUCACACAGAAUUCUUGAGAGCGGGAGCCGAUGUCUUGCAGACAUUCACCUUUUCGGCUGCUGAAGACAGAAUGGAAAGCAAGUGGGAAGCUGUGAAUGCAGCUGCCUGUGACCUGGCCCAGGAGGUGGCUGAUGGAGGGGCUGCUUUGGUGGCAGGGGGCAUCUGCCAGACAUCACUGUACAAGUACCACAAGGAUGAAACUAGAAUUAAAAACAUUUUCCGACUACAGCUAGGUGUUUUUGCCAGGAAAAAUGUGGACUUCUUGAUUGCAGAGUAUUUUGAGCAUGUGGAAGAAGCCGUGUGGGCUGUGGAAGUCUUGAGAGAGGUGGGGGCACCUGUGGCUGUGACCAUGUGCAUCGGCCCAGAGGGGGACAUGCACGGCGUGACACCGGGAGAGUGUGCGGUGAGACUGUCUCGUGCAGGGGCGAACAUCAUUGGGGUAAACUGCCGGUUUGGGCCCUGGACCAGCUUACAGACCAUGAAGCUCAUGAAGGAGGGCCUCAGGGAUGCCGGCCUACAAGCUCACCUUAUGGUCCAGUGCUUGGGUUUCCACACACCGGACUGUGGCAAGGGAGGGUUUGUGGACCUUCCUGAAUAUCCUUUCGGCCUGGAGCCAAGAGUUGCCACCAGAUGGGAUAUUCAAAAAUACGCCAGAGAGGCCUACAACCUGGGGGUCAGGUACAUUGGCGGCUGCUGCGGAUUUGAGCCCUACCACAUCAGGGCCAUUGCAGAGGAGCUCGCCCCAGAAAGGGGAUUUUUGCCACCAGCUUCAGAAAAACAUGGCAUCUGGGGAAGUGGUUUGGACAUGCACACCAAACCCUGGAUCAGAGCAAGGGCUAGACGGGAAUACUGGGAAACUCUGUUGCCAGCUUCGGGAAGACCUUUCUGUCCUUCCCUAUCAAAGCCAGAUGCUUGAGAAGCCAUGAAAGAGACCUCUGAAGUGACAGAAAGGAGGAAACAGCCUCAAGCCCCAUCUGGAAUCUUCCUGGCUGCUGUCCUCAGCCCGUUCUUCUGGCUGUUGAGCAUCGAUGAGCUGUCGUCCCUUCCAAUUGAGUGACAUAUCACUCCUGAGUAUGCCCACUAGAUGCGGUGGAGAUGCAGAGGCAUCCGGACCCCACGCCCCACCCCCUCCCCUCACACACUUACUCUCUGCCUAGUAAUGCCACAGAGCUUCCAUCCCCAUCCAAAGGUCAUCAGGCAUGGCUAUCAGUUGGCUCUCAGGGUGGAUUUGACAUUCUCAGAUGAUUAGAAGUUGGCAAGAAGCAACCUUGGUGAAUAACUCUGGUGUCUAAACUCUGUACUUGAGUUACAGUCUCAGUAGAGGAGACGCCAAAGCUGUUGCGAGUGACGGCAGGAUUAUUGAACAGUCAUGAUGCUUGGCUUUCAAAGGCGAUUAUCGCUUUAAGGUCUUAGAAUUAGUAAGUGCAUCUUUAUAACCAGGCAUAGCUAGAUCAUAAACUACUGAUGGCCAAGGACCAUAGAACGUGCUUCUUACCUUCCUCUCUAGUUAGCAUUACGACAAACAUAAUCACCAACGCUCAGGGAAACACUUGCUGAUUCAAGUAAAAUGCAUGAACCUUGGAAGACCUUUCUAGAAGUCAGAGAUCAAGUUCAUCUUGUUCUAGCACUUUCCACAUUCAUGUUUGGUUUGUAUGCUGCGCCCUACUUUUGUUUUUUGCUACAAUGUAACAAAUUAGUGAGUAACCAUUAGUGAAAUUGCGAAUAAUUUUCCUUUUCUAAAUUUUGAUUUCUUUGGAACAUUGAUUUAAAAAAAA
Molecule: messenger RNA, 1974 nt
Organism: Rattus norvegicus (Norway rat)
Lineage: Eukaryota; Metazoa; Chordata; Mammalia; Rodentia; Muridae
Gene: Bhmt2
Product: betaine-homocysteine S-methyltransferase 2
Exons: 8
Coding region: 24-1115 (363 amino acids)
Molecular function (GO): zinc ion binding; S-methylmethionine-homocysteine S-methyltransferase activity; methyltransferase activity
Source: RefSeq, marked validated